UUAUGCCACAAAUUAUUAAAAAAAAUAAAAACAGUUUCUUCAACCUCAAGCACAGGUUCUUUCUUGCUUGAACUCUCACUCUCUCUCUCUUCCCAAAGAAAAACUAACUAAAAGUCUCUCUCUCAAAGCAAUAUUUGGCUAGUUGUUCAGUAACAGUUGCUCUUCUCUACUUCUAAUUCGCACGCAUUCUUAUAUUCCAUUAUUGACCCACAUUUCUUCAGUCUCUUUUUCUAUCUGGGUCACUGAAAUUUUCCCUAUUUGUCUCGACCAUGGCGGUCUACGGUCUCGCCUCUCUGUUGGGUCUUGUCUCGUUUUUGGGUAUGCACCUAGUUCCUGUAACAAUGGCAGAGUGUCCUUUAGAUUUGAGUGGAUCAAACUUUACUCUGGUAGCCUCUUUAUGCUCAAACCCAGACGACAGAGGGAAAUGUUGCCGCUAUAUAAAUGCAUUCAUUGCAGUUUCUAUUGCUCGCUACGCGAAUGAAACUGGCAACCUAGGGGUUCCUUCAGACUUAUCUGAUACCUGUCUUCAGUCCAUAUCGCGAACAUUGGAACUACAUGGAGUUUCUCGUAAUGCAUCGGCUUUUUGUGGAUUUGGAACAAAGGUUCUAGUUAAUUAUGACUGUAUGGGCCGAACAACAAUGGCUCAGAUGCUGCAGUCACCAAAAUUUUCAGAUGUUGCACAAAAUUGCAAGGUACCACUUUCAGAGGAAAGUAGAUGCCACACUUGUUUAAACUCUGGCAUUUCAUACCUUCGUCAUCUGGUAGGAACGGUAAAUAAUUUGACAGUGAGCACUUGCCGUGAUGCUACUUUUACUAGCCUUGCCAGUCAAGUUGAUAAUACAUCAGCUGUUGACAUUGCACGCUGUUUUUUCGGAGUUCAGGAGCUCAAUAUUCCUCCAGCUAUUAUAGGGCCAUCUCCACCAUUAAUCACACCAGGAGCUUCUCCAACUCCAAUAGUUGCUGAUAAUCCAAGCCAGAACUUGACAGCAGCUCCCCUAAACCAACACCAUCAUUCUUACCACCUUACACUAAUUCCUGGUAUUUUCAUAGCAGUAGCAGUCAUUGCUGUUAUGAUGCUUGCGGUCUUGUUAUUUCUUAUCCGUAGAAAAAGAAAAGAACUGGAGGACUGUGAAAAUAUGGACAAGACAUCUUCAAAGUCAUUCCAUCCUCCUCGUCCUGCACGGAAAUUACAGGAAGGGCCUUCAUCAAUGUUUAGAAAAUUCAGUUAUAAGGAGAUAAAGAAGGCAACGGAAAACUUCAAUACAAUGAUUGGACAAGGAGGAUUUGGAACUGUGUACAAAGCCCAUUUUAAUGAUGGCUUAGUGGCAGCAGUAAAGCAAAUGAACGAAGUUUCAGAGCAAGGGGAAGAUGAGUUCUGCCAGGAAAUAGAGCUUCUUGCUAGACUACAUCAUCGUCAUCUUGUUGCCUUGCGUGGUUUUUGCAUUGAUAAAAACGAGAGGUUUCUUAUGUAUGAGUACAUGGCAAAUGGUAGCUUGAAGGAUCAUCUUCAUUCUCCAAAUAGAACUCCCCUAAGUUGGGAAAGACGUAUGCAAAUUGCAAUUGAUGUAGCUAAUGCUCUGGAGUACCUCCAUUUCUAUUGCAAUCCUCCUCUGUGCCACAGAGACAUUAAGUCCAGCAACAUUUUACUAGAUGGGAAUUUUGUUGCCAAGGUUGCAGAUUUUGGCCUUGCACAUGCAUCGAUAGAUGGUUCUAUUUCCUUUGAACCUGUAAACACCGAAGUUCGGGGAACUCCAGGAUAUAUGGACCCGGAGUAUGUAGUCACUCAAGAGCUGACUGAGAAAAGCGAUGUCUAUAGCUAUGGCGUGUUACUACUGGAAAUAGUGACUGGAAGACGAGCAGUACAUAAUUGCAAGAAUUUGGUUGAGUGGUCACAAAUACACCAGGUACCAGAAUCAAGGCUAUCUGAUCUGAUUGAUCCAAGGAUACAAGGUGCUUUUGAUUCAGACCAGCUUCAAACAAUUGCUUCAAUAGUGAGAUGGUGCACCCAAAAGGAAGGCUGGGCAAGGCCUUCAAUUAAACAGGUCUUAAGGAUGUUAUAUGAAAGUUCAGACCCCAUGGAUAGUGGAUUUGCAGAAGCUCUUGAAGACGAAGAGUAUGAUGGAACUGAAGGAAGACCGAGAACAAGUAAAGGCAAAACACAAAGGAAUGAUAACAUGUUCUACAGCGGCGAUGGGAGAUGUCUUGCUUCUUCUUCAAGUACAUCGAGAUCCUAUUGUAGCCGAAGCUUCUUACUUGAAAACGGUUCUCCACAAUCUCCACCUAACAUUUUAUCUGUUUAAAUUCAACAAUUCAGAGACUCUCAACACUUGUUUAUGGAAAUGGGAACACUUAAAACUAACUCUUAGUUGACACCAUUAGAUCAGAUCAACCUUCUUUCGAUUUUUCAAAGUUAAGAUAAGAAGAACAUGGAGUUUGCAAUUUUUUGUCUUUCAAUAACCUGUUCAAGGGAAUUGAUGAGAGUUAUAUUAUACCUGCCUUGUGAAAAGUGAGAAAGCUGUACAAGUUAUCUUUUUUGUGCUAACAUUUUGGAGAUAUCAAAUAUAAUUGGUUUGCUUUA
Cannabis sativa is the source of this 2578-nucleotide messenger RNA. Its product is annotated as probable receptor-like protein kinase At1g49730. NCBI's taxonomy places the organism in Eukaryota, Viridiplantae, Streptophyta, Magnoliopsida, Rosales, Cannabaceae. The coding region runs from base 270 to 2300 and encodes 676 amino acids. The transcript is spliced from 9 exons. The record is from RefSeq and is a predicted model, not a curated record. Gene Ontology annotation, molecular function: protein kinase activity; ATP binding. Gene Ontology annotation, biological process: protein phosphorylation.